AUGUCGAGUCGCCAGGCGGGUCACGAGCCUGGCCCUGUGGAAUCCGCCAUGAGGGAUAAGCUCAAUAAAUCCUUUAAUCCGAGUCUGCUGGAGAUCCAAAACGACUCGUCGAAACAUUCUCAUCAUGCACCGAUGAAAGCCAUAGGAGGAGGUUCAGGAGAGACUCACUUCUCCCUAACACUGGUAUCUCCCCAAUUUGACGGUCUGACAUCGAUCAAACGACAUAGGAUGGUGAAUAAUCUGCUGAAAGACGAAUUUGACGCUGGACUCCAUGCGCUGAGCUUGAAGCUCAAGACACCGGAGGAGUGGGACAAGGAGGCUGGAUCAAGGAGGUGA
Messenger RNA from Kockovaella imperatae, 336 nucleotides. Its product is annotated as bola-like protein-domain-containing protein. The record is from RefSeq and is a predicted model, not a curated record. NCBI's taxonomy places the organism in Eukaryota, Fungi, Basidiomycota, Tremellomycetes, Tremellales, Cuniculitremaceae. The transcript has 3 exons. The coding region runs from base 1 to 336 and encodes 111 amino acids.